AAGACCGAUCUGCAAUCAUCUACAUCUUCAUCAGGCGGAUCCUUUUGUUGAGUCUUUCACCUAAUUAGAGGAACUUGGCAAAGAAAAAGAUGUUGUCAUCGUCGAGGUCAAGAACCAACGCUAAUUCGGGACGACCGAAUAGUGGUGGCGCAGCAUCUUUCGCCUCUGCCGUACCCAGUCGCAGCGCUAGUUUCCAGCACACGGCUCUUGCCGCGUCGUCUUUUCACUCUAUUCCACCCAGCAGCAGACCGCCUGCAGAUGUUGACGAGCGAGGCUCAGGCAGCAGUAAAAAUAGGAGAAACUGCCAGAAUUUAUCAUUAUCCCCCGAUAAAGGUCGCCAGCUUUCUGUGCGGCCGCGCCGUGGCCUUUCACGGUCCAGCACUUCCAGUAUGAUCAUAGAGGAAGGCCCGUCUGCAGCCUCGGACGCAAAACACGACGACGAUAUGACGACCUCUAGAAAUGCAUCAAAAUCAACCACACGAAAAAAACAGAAAAAGCCGAUCGGAUGCUUGAGCCGGCUGUUUCUCUCGGUGCUCGGGACGUUUCUGCCCUACCGGAUGCACCACCAACUGAAGCAGCAGAAAGCGGCGAAAAUUCUGAAGUGGUGGCAAUUAGCGCCGUUCGCGAUCACGUUGGUUGGCGCGCUCGGCUCGAGCGUAUUGGUUUUGUUCCGCCACUACAUGUAUCCUGUGCAAAAAUAUCGUGCAGCUCGUACGAGUUGCAAUCUCCCUUCUAAGGUAAAACACCAUUACAAAUUCCGCUUGUCUUCUUGCCAAAAUUUGUAAUGCAAUUUAUGCUAGUGCGAUAGCUUUGCAAUGCAGAACAUGCAAACCUGCCAGAUGGAGGCGGGACUGGCUUUCUUGGGAACCACCACCGCUUCUUCCAUCUACGGAUACCACGGGAGCAGCAGCACGCUCUCCAUCGGUAGUAGCACGACGCCGGCUCCGGGUUCCUCGGCGGUUCCUGGUACCACGACUGCCGAAGCAGUAGAUGCGCAAGCAACGAGAAGCCAGGUUCUUACUCGGCACAGAACCAGGAGGCGGAUUCUCGCGGAGGACCACACGAGCAAAAGUGUAGAAAGUGCAACAGCGCAUGAUCAUGUUGGUGUCCAUCCUCAGCUACAUCAUGCUGAAUUACCCUCCUCCGCCGUAGGGAAACAAGCCAGCUCAUCCAGCACGAGCACGACCACUUCCGCGAUCGACGCACGACUGGUUCUUGAUGCAGCGGCCUUGCAAAAUGAUAAUGAUCUUGCAGGUGGUACUAGUAGCGGCGAGACAGAGCAGUCUGAGAGAACAAGUACUUCUAUCGACAAUACAAGCACGACAGACACAGACGGUCCUCCGGAAAAUGAAAAUAAUCCACAAGUAGAUCACGGUGACCUCCCGCCGCACAGCCACGUCGGCCGCGCCUGUGGCAUGAACGCGGGAGAUUACGGCAACUUCCGCCAGGCGCACGAAGGCUGGAGCAUUUGCUCGGUGCGGAUGCUGGAACCUUUCUGGUUCGAAGGCGACGACGAAACGCAUUUCCGCAUAUGCGCUGCAAAAAUCGAUCUGGGUCUGGAAGGAUGCGGCUUGUCAUCCGAAGUAGUUCCGAUCUUCACAAAAAGCACAUGAUCUGUAUUGCACGAAUCCCAAAAGUUGCUGUCCGUUUAUUUCUUCUAGGCUUUUAAAGGCAGGCUGCUCUUGCUGGAGAGGCAUCAUGAACAAGAAGGUCUCGCAAAAUUUUUUGUGCAUUCCAGACGAGAUGACCAUGAUGUGCGUGGUCCGCGAAUUGCAAAGCAAAUUUUCCAUUUUUCCUGCUCCAGAUAUGUAUUUGCGCUCGAUAUCGCACGCUGUUCUGUCAAAUUCACUGCACCACGGAUGCAGAGGCGCGACAGGCACGGGAAAGCAGGGCGGGAGUGCUGGGCGGAGCCUCCAAUUAUUCGGGGAUCACCGACGAGGCGGAGGCGAGUAGCGAAGGUAGCAAACAAGACAAUAAAGUCUCCGCGACCACCAGCACCACCUUCGCACCUUCUGAGGAACCGUUCGAACACGAGCUGCAUACCGACCGAUAUCAAACAGAAAAUACGGCACAAGAAGAUUUUGUUGUUCUUUCCGAGAACAAUGUGUUGACGCCGGGAGUUGAUGAUAUAAUCAACGCCGUUCCGAGCCCGACGUGCGAGUCUUAUGGGGCGAUCGAUUCCUGGUAUAACGAAGGGAAGGAUUGUUUCUCCGAGCGGCUACCAACCCACGUGCUGAACGAAUUCAAGUCCUAUGAAAUGCAAAAGCUGCUCGGGGUGCCACCUGCUACAACAACCUAUGUCUACCCCUCAACUAGUACUUCUUCUAGUAGUACGACAAGCAGGCGGCUAGACCAUGGGGAGCAGGGGCGACAGUCAUCUUCAAAUGGAGAUGAUUCAUUUUCGACUUUAUCUCCAGCUUCUGCUUCAGGUACUAGUUCUUCCAACCCACAACAAGAACCCCGCAGGACCCGCAUGCCAGACUGCCACGGCAUUGGGCUGGUGCAGAAGGUGAAGUGCCCGACCUGGGAGACCGCCUUGCCGAACGUCUUGGCGACGUUUCCCUAUGUGGAGGUGAUGGUGGUCUACGCCUGCAUUCUGCUGUUCAUGGGCAUCCGUCGGGCGUCCUGCGUCGGGGAGUUUGUGACGGAGUUUUUCGGGGACCCCGUCGAUGACUUGCAGGCCGAGGUAGACGAACUGCGCCAGCGGCUGGAAAAACUGGAAGGGAAGAAAAAAAGCUCGGCGGAGGUGGAAGAAGGAGAACUGCAGAGGAACGGAAACUACUUCUACCCGACGGGAUUAGUAGAUCAACAGCAAAUCCAGAUGCAAGGCAGCACAAUAGUGGACGAGCAUGAUCCUGUUCUUGAGGAUCUUGCUGAGUCGGCCACGGUGAUGUCGCACGUUUCGGGCCGGGUGGUGCCUGCACGAUCUGCUUCGUUGGAGGAGCUAGUACACAGUGCAGGAGCAGCCCGAAGUAGAAGCCAGCUGAAUAUUUUUACCAGGAUCAAUUCCCAAGAAACGGUCGACAUAGACGGGUUCUUGCUAGAUGAAGAACAAGGAGAACGACCGCAACUCGAGCAGAUGAGUAGUACGAACAAGAAAGACCCCGGCACCAUUUGUUCAGUUGGCAGUGUAGAGAUGAACCGUUUCUAAAUUAAUAUAAUUCCUCGGUGGAGUACUUAGAUUCUUGUAGUGAAUGUGAAAUGAAGAAAAAAACUAUCCUGGUGGAAGAGACGUAAACGCCUCCUCUUCUUGCCGGGUGAGAAGUGGGUUUCUCGAAAAGAGAGACCACGACGGCACUCCUCAGGUGUCAUCAUUCAACUAGUCAUCUUGGUAGUACUAACAUAGAAAAACUGCUACAAAA
Molecule: messenger RNA, 3362 nt
Organism: Amoebophrya sp. A120
Lineage: Eukaryota; Dinophyceae; Syndiniales; Amoebophryaceae
Source: the annotation of a GenBank genome assembly